AUGCGCUGUCACCAAGUGCUUCGGUUUAUCUUCUUUAUAUCAUCAUCACUCAGUAGCCCAGUGCCUUCUUAUACAUUGAAAGAAGGUCACGAUGUUCCAGACAUCUUUAAACAGCUAUUCAACACGUCCUCAAGUGGAACUCCCUUCAGCACGGGCAUAUACCAAGAGCUAUCUCGGCUCGAAGCAAAGAUAUUCGACAUCGCAACAGGCAAGAUCAAGCCCGUGUUAACAGUAGAAGAAGGCCUCUCAGUCCUUUCCUCAAUUUCACACACCAACAACCAAACGAUCCUCCAAAAGGCUAUCGACGUAGUAUCCCUCGGCCUAGUACCAACAACCAUCAUCGACAUCCUUGACGGCAUUACAAACCACGAAAUAAACUCCAUAGCCAACAACAACACCAGAAACCCAAGUCCAGGAAUCCACCCAACAAAGUCAUUCUACGACGCACAUUACGGUAUUCCUGAACCAACUCUUCGCAGCGCGAUUCAUAUACCCUCAGCCUUCUCUUACGGCAAAAACAACAAAAUCCCCAUUAUACUGGUCCCAGGAACCGCCGACCCAGCUGGUAGCACCUACCACUUCAACUACGCAAAGAUCUUCGCCGCACACCCGCACACGGACCCAGUAUGGGUCAACAUCCCGGGAAACUCAUUGGGCGACAUCCAAAGUAACGCAGAGUACGUCGCAUACGCAAUAAACUACAUUUCGGAGCUCUCGGGGCGUUCCAUCGGAGUCCUAAGCUGGUCACAGGGUAGCUUAGACGUGCAAUGGGCGCUGAAAUAUUGGCCAUCAACACGGGCCGCGGUAAGUGACUUCAUGGCUGUGAGUGGUGAUUUUCAUGGAACAGUUGUUGAGACGUUGUGCAUGCUUGCUGAGCCAGUUUGUUCGCCGGCUGUGCAGCAGCAGGGGUAUGAUACGAAAUUCAUCCGCGCUCUACGUAGUGAGGACGGGGAUUCGGCGUUCGUGCCGACGACGAGCGUGUACUCUGGAUAUGACUAUGUUGUUCAACCGCAGAGUGGGGAGUGGGCUUCUGCCGCACUGGGGGAUGUGCGUGGAAUUGGGGUGUCGAAUGUGCAGGUGCAGGUUGCUUGUGCCGGGCGUGCAGCUGGUGGGCUUUAUUCGCAUUCGGCUAUGUUGAUCAAUCCAUUGGCAUAUGCUUUGUUUGUGGAUGCGUUGAUGCAUGAUGGGCCUGGGCGGUUGGAGAGAAUUGAUCUUAAUACUGUCUGUGGGGAGUUGCUUGCGCCUGGUUUGGACGUAUAUGAUUUCUUGGGGGUAGAGGCUGUGUCGAAUGUGGUUUCAUUGCUUGAUGUUUUGUUGUAUGGGUUCAAUGGGAAUGAAGAGCCGCCACUUAGGGACUAUGUUCAUCACUAG
Penicillium griseofulvum is the source of this 1371-nucleotide messenger RNA. Its product is annotated as putative lipase. The transcript has a single exon. The record is from RefSeq and is a predicted model, not a curated record. NCBI's taxonomy places the organism in Eukaryota, Fungi, Ascomycota, Eurotiomycetes, Eurotiales, Aspergillaceae. Bases 1 to 1371 code for a protein of 456 amino acids.